Molecule: messenger RNA, 1743 nt
Organism: Botrytis porri
Lineage: Eukaryota; Fungi; Ascomycota; Leotiomycetes; Helotiales; Sclerotiniaceae
Exons: 1
Coding region: 1-1743 (580 amino acids)
Biological process (GO): L-serine biosynthetic process
Molecular function (GO): phosphoglycerate dehydrogenase activity; NAD binding
Source: RefSeq, a predicted model, not a curated record
AUGGCACCAUCAGCCUUACCAAAUCUCGACAAUACCUCUUUCGACUCCUCAAAUUGUCCCAAAAUUCUCAUUCCAGAAAAAGUAUCAGUCGAUGGUCUUGCUCUCUUGGGCAAUACAUUCGAAAUCCAUCAACCUAAAAACCUAUCACCUACAGAUCUUCUCGAAAUAAUUCCUCACUACUCCGCUCUCAUCAUUCGCUCAGAGACAAAAGUUACAGCGAAAAUUCUCGCUGCUGCGAAAAAUCUCAAAGUGGUAGCGAGAGCAGGAGUUGGUGUGGAUAAUAUUGAUGUCGAAGCCGCGACGAAACAUGGAAUUAUCGUGGUUAAUUCUCCGAGUGGAAAUAUUGCUGCCGCGGCAGAACAUACCAUUGCGCUUUUAAUGGCCGUAGCGAGGAAUGUACCGGCUGGGGAUCGGUCGUUGAGGAAUGGAGGGUGGGAGAGAGGAAAACUUGUAGGGACGGAAGUAGGUGGGAAGAUCUUGGGGGUUGUGGGACUAGGGAAGGUGGGAUUGAAAGUUGCGAGGAUGGCAGUGGGAUUGGGAAUGAAAGUUUGGGCAUUGGAUCCAUAUGCGAGUCCACAGAUUGCGGAGGCAAAUGAUGUGCUUCUUGUGAAGGAAUUGGGAGAGCUACUACCCAUUGUGGAUUUUCUGACGAUUCAUACCCCGCUUAUUGCUAGUACGUUGGAUUUAAUCGGGAAAGAGGAAUUGGGGAAAAUGAAGACAACGGCAAAGGUACUUAAUGUAGCAAGAGGAGGUGUCUACAAUGAACAAGCUCUCCUUGAUGCUCUCGAAGCGGGUAUCAUCGCAGGAGCCGGUCUCGACGUCUUCACAUCCGAACCUCCAACUCCUUCAUCCCCAGCUCAGAAACUCACUCAACAUCCCAAAGUCGUUGCAACUCCUCAUCUUGGUGCCUCGACGAUCGAAGCGCAAGAAUCGGUUUCGGUAGAUGUGUGCACACAAGUUCGUGCUAUUCUCUCUGGAGGUCUUCCUACUUCUGCUGUCAAUGCCCCUCUGAUUCUUCCAGAAGAAUACAAAAAACUUCAACCAUUUGUCAAAUUGAUGGAGAAGAUGGGUGGAUUAUACACCCAGCAUUAUCGUGGAAAGGGGGUGGGAGGAAAAAAAUUCGAAGUAAUAUAUGAAGGAGAACUUGCGGGGAUCGCUAACACGCGACCACUUUUUGCGGCCUUGGUAAAAGGAUUGGUGGGGAGUAUUAGUGAACGCGGUGGAAGAGAUGUGAAUAUUGUGAAUGCGAGUUUGAUAGCGAAGGAGAGGGGGAUUGUGAUUAGUGAGACGAGGAUUAGUGAGAGUAGGUAUUUGGUUUAUGCGAGUUUGGUGACGGUGAAAGUUGAGGGGGGUGCGGGAAAUGCAACUGGAAAUGGUAAUCAGAUUAUUAGUGGCUAUGUAAGUGAUCGGGGAAUUUUCAUAAGUAGACUUGAUCGUUUUAACACGAGUUUUUCGCCCGAGGGAACGCUGUGUUUGUUGAGGAAUAAUGAUGAACCAGGGAAAAUAGGAGUUGUGGGGGGGAUACUGGGGAGAGCGGGGAUUAAUGUCAGGUUUAUGAGUGUGGCGGCUUUGGAUAAGAAAGUGGGGGGGAGUGGAAAUGAGGAUGGGGAGGGGGGAAUAAAGGAGGAAAUUAAGAAUGAGGCGUUGAUGAUUUUGGGAAUUGAUGGGGUGGUGGGGAAGGAGGUGGAAGAGGAGUUGAGAGGGGAAGAGGGGAUUUUCGAUGUAGGGAUUGUUUGUUUGUAG